Molecule: messenger RNA, 3418 nt
Organism: Sapajus apella (tufted capuchin)
Lineage: Eukaryota; Metazoa; Chordata; Mammalia; Primates; Cebidae
Gene: PPEF2
Product: protein phosphatase with EF-hand domain 2
Exons: 17
Coding region: 647-2908 (753 amino acids)
Biological process (GO): detection of stimulus involved in sensory perception; negative regulation of MAPK cascade
Cellular component (GO): nucleus; cytosol
Molecular function (GO): Hsp90 protein binding; calcium ion binding; manganese ion binding
Source: RefSeq, a predicted model, not a curated record
AAUGUGGUUUUGAUUUGCAUUUCUCUAAUAAUCAGUGAUGAUGACCAUUUUUUCAUAUGUUUGUUGGCCACAGCAAAGAAUACCUCCUGUGAGGCUUCUGCUGAGGACCUCCUUGGACUCCAGAGCCCCCAGGCCCCUGUGUCUUGUCAGCACUCUGCUAUUUCGGGGCUAAGGAGCUCAGGCUUCUCAGAUGUGGCUUGGGAAACAUAGCCUUCUAAUCCAGGAGAGUAAGAAGAUUUAGGACUGACGUGGGUGCAGUUAGAGAAACCCCAUCUCCUUGGGUAUAUGGGAGACACCCCAACUAUGCAAUCUCCUCCUUCAAAUCCUCCUUGGGGGCCUGAUCUGACUGACGUCAGGGGGUGCCUACUGCUUCGAGGCAGGAAGCCUGAACUUUCCUCUCUGUCACUGUGAAUGCUUGGCCAGGGCUGUGGAUGUCCUCAUUGCUUUUCAGGGAGAAGACAAGCCAGACUAGAGCGGCACCUUCUUUAUUGACUCUGUAGGUCUGGAACAAAUCAGAUCAGCUUGAGGUCCCUCAGCCAACUCUGAAGACAGGGUGGAGAUCUCACCUGCAUGUUAGAGACUUCUGCCUUGUUGUAUCUCAAUGUAAAUUAAAAACCCAGCAAAGAAGGAGAAUUGUGCUUAAACUAUGGGAAGCGGCACAUCCACCCAACAUCAUUUUGCUUUCCAGAAUGCAGAGAGAGCCUUCAAGGCAGCAGCCCUGAUCCAGAGAUGGUACCGGCGCUACAUGGCCCGCCUGGAAAUGAGGCGGCGUUGCACCUGGAACAUCUUCCAGUCUAUAGAAUAUGCUGGGCAGCAAGACCAAGUCAAGCUCCAUGAUUUCUUCAGCUAUCUCAUGGAUCACUUCACCCCCAGCAGCCACAACGAGAGGGACUUCCUGACCCGAAUAUUCACUGAGGAGAGAUUUGCCCAGGACUCCCAGAUGGAGAAAUGCAGUGACUAUGAGUCCAUAGAGGUACCUGACAGUUACAGGGGACCACACCUCUCCUUCCCGCUCCUGCCUGACCAUGCUACUGCCCUUGUAGAAGCAUUCAGACUAAAACAACAGCUCCACGCUCGCUACGUCUUGAACCUUUUGUAUGAAACCAAGAAACAUCUGGUACAGCUGCCAAACAUCAACCGGGUUUCAACCUGUUACAGUGAGGAGAUCACAGUGUGUGGAGACUUACAUGGCCAACUGGAUGACUUAAUAUUUAUAUUUUAUAAGAAUGGCCUCCCAUCGCCAGAACGGUCAUACGUGUUCAACGGUGACUUUGUGGAUCGAGGCAAGGAUUCAGUAGAGAUCCUGAUGAUUCUUUUUGCCUUCAUGCUGGUUUACCCCAAAGAGUUCCAUCUUAACAGAGGAAACCAUGAGGACCCUAUGGUGAACUUACGAUAUGGCUUUACCAAGGAAGUGAUGAGUAAAUACAAGAUACAUGGCAAGGAAAUACUAAGAACCCUGAAAGACGUUUUCUGUUGGCUUCCGCUGGCCACUCUGAUAGAUGAGAAAGUUCUAAUUCUUCAUGGUGGGGUGUCAGACAUAACUGAUCUGGAGCUUUUGGACAAAAUAGAGAGGUGCAAGAUAGUUUCCAUCAUGAGGUGCAAAACGAGACAGAAGAGUGAGAAUCAGAUGGAGGAGCAGAGAAUAGCCAACCAGAAGAGCUCUGCACAGGGACCCAUCCCAUGGUUUCUCCCCCAAAGCCGCUCUCUUCCCUCUUCGCCCCUUCGCCUCGGCCCCUACAAGGCUCACAAAAGCAGCAGAUCCUCCAGCAUCCCCUCUGGCGGUUCCCUGGAUGGGCGGGAGCUCUCCCAGCGGGUGCGGAGCUCCGUGGAACUGGAGCUGGAGCGGUGCCGGCAGCAAGCAGGCCUCCUGGUGACCGAGGAGAAAGAGGAGCCCUCGUGCUCGGCCUCGGAAACAGACUCUGACACUGGAGAGCUGCGGAAGCCCACUCAGGAGGAGUGGAGGCAGGUUGUAGACAUCCUGUGGAGUGAUCCCAUGGCUCAAGAGGGCUGCAAGGCCAACACCAUUCGAGGAGGAGGCUGUUAUUUUGGGCCUGAUGUGACAGAACAGUUGCUACAAAAAUACAAGCUGCAAUUCCUGAUCCGUUCACACGAAUGCAAACCCGAAGGCUAUGAAUUCUGUCACAACCGCAAGGUAUUAACCAUCUUUUCUGCCUCCAACUACUAUGAAGUUGGCAGCAACAGAGGGGCCUAUGUCAAACUGGGGCCAGCCCUGACCCCACAUAUUGUGCAGUAUCAAGCAAACAAGGUGACCCACACACUCACCAUGAGGCAAAGGAUUAGCAGAGUGGAGGAGUCGGCUCUGAGAGCUCUGAGGGAGAAGCUAUUUGCUCAUUCUUCAAAUCUUCUCAUCGAAUUUAAGAAGCAUGAUGUAGAUAAAGUCGGUUUAAUCACCCUGAGUGACUGGGCCGCAGUGGUGGAGUCUGUGCUGCAUCUCGGACUGCCGUGGCGGAUGCUGAGGCCACAGCUGGUGAACAGCUCAGCAGGCAACAUGCUGGAGUACAAGUCUUGGCUGAAGAACUUGGCCGAGGAACAACUGAGCCGUGAGAACAUACAAUCAAGUUUGCUGGAAACACUGUAUCGAAACCGAUCCAACCUGGAGACCAUUUUUAGGAUCAUAGACAGUGAUCAUUCAGGGUUUAUCUCACUGGACGAGCUCAGGCAGACCUGGAAGCUGUUCAGCUCUCAUAUGAAUAUCGACGUUACAGAUGAUUGCAUCUGUGACCUUGCUCGGAGCAUUGAUUUCAACAAAGAUGGCCACAUCGAUAUCAAUGAGUUCCUGGAGGCCUUCCGCCUUGUGGAGAAAACCUGCCCAGAGGGUGAUGCCUCAGAAUGCCCACAAGCUACAAAUGCUGAAGACAGUGGCUGCAGCAGUCCAGGUGCAUGCUAAGAACAGCCUGGUCUUCAUCACCCACAGUGCCUCGCAGGCAAUGCCCAGCUUCUCACUGGAGUAUCUCCCUUAUUCUCCAUGUGGAAGUUUAAACUGAAAAUUUGCCUACCUAUAUGCAUCAGAAUCACCUGUGUGUUUCAGUGUGGAGGGGUGGGUUGGGGUGGGGUGUUGUGUAUGUAUGCGUUUUAAGUAUAUGGGUGCCCCAACCCCAUCUCACAAUCUUCACAAAGCUGAACUUAGGUAUAGUGUUUUUAAAUUCUAAAGUCCACUCCAGUUAAGAACCACUGAUAAUUCAACUCCCUCUUUGUUUUUAUUUUAUACUUUUUAUUUAUUUUCUUGAAAAUGUCAGAUUGGUAAAGGAAAGCUAUAAAAAAAAAUUGUAUUGUAAUGCCAUGACUCAAACAUAUGGAUUUUUUUCAUUAUUUAGUUUUUCUUACUUGUUACUGUAGUGUUGAUAUAAUUUGAUGUUCUGCUUUUAAAAACUAAAUUCACAUCUAAUUGUAAACCCUU